CACUGCCACACACAAUAUGGCGCCAUAAACUCGCGCUUUUGCCCUGCUUCACAAGGAAACGAGACUCAGGGAAACAACAUUUGCACUCUACAGUUCCGCAUUGUGGUUAUCAUGCAGUCAUUCACAGCCAAUACGAGAUCGAUCGACUAGGGCAGAGGGAUACAUUUUUGUCUAUUUGAAAAGUUAGCUGUAAUAAACACAAAUGAUUACUAUACCGUUUAGCUCAGUUGAAGUGAUGAUUAGGUUCUGAGUUAGUGAUGGAGAACAUUGGUGAGACACCGUUUCGGAUCACCCGUACCGUCCAAGCUCUGGGCUCCGCACUACGGGGAGACCCUGAAAAUGUUUCCGAUGCUAAUGGUCUGGGUAGCGGUGACAGAAUCUCGAGUGAGCCGGAGAAGCUUUGGUUUAAAGAAAGCAGCGCUAAGAAUCUCCAAAACAGGGACUUCCUGUCACCCACUACGGUGCUGAAUACGCUUUAUGCAGACGGACAGGUUCCCCCAGCAGUGAUGGGUAGAGUGCUGUCCCUGAAAGGGUGUGGGGUUCUUCCUUUGGCUGGUGGGGAGGUCAUGGGAGAGGGGCUGAGGGUGCGGGUCGACCGGAUUGCUGCGUUUCAGAAGGUCCUGAGUGGAGUGUCGGCGUACCUGAAUCCUCCUAGCCAGAGACAGGGGUGUGUGGUGCUCAACUGCCCAGCCCUUCACCCCAAACCCAAUUUACCCUCCCCUGACACACUCACGCUGGGGCAACUACGCACCGUGCUGCUGACUGACCACUUAGGGGCGCUACUGAGGAGACAGGGGUUUACUGUGUCCUGCUGCCCUGUGCUGCCUGAAGAUAGCAACAUCAUCGUCUUCCUCCGAGUACUUGGCGUCGAUUGGCCGUCAGUGCCGGUCAGCUGGACCAAUGACGAGAGGGAGGAGAAGAUGUUGGAGGCUUUGCAGAAUUCCCCAUACAAAGAAAGAGAGGAGACAGAUGGAGGAAGGAGAGAGAGUGAAGGAAAGAAGAUGGAGGGAGAGAAGGAGCGGGGGACGCUCAGGGUGAACUUGAAGAGGGUGCUUCAGGAGGAGCAGCUGCCGGGGUAUGACCCCAGCCUGGGUACCUGUACAGUGCAAAGAGACAGUGUGUCUCAUCUGGCCCAACUGGAUAGGGCUACUGCAGACUGCACAGUAUCCACAGCAACCGCGGUACAUGUUACUUCCUGUCAAGAUGAGUUCCGUCAGCAGCAGAUAGCGAUGCUAUGGAGAGCCAGCGGUGCAACAGCGACACAGAGGCAUCUAGUUUGUGGACCAGUGAAGACUCCUGGAAGUCACCUCAGUGCGGCCCAGUAUCUCCAACUGAGAAGAGUGCAGAUGAAGGAGGCCUCAGAGAUGAAGUACGGAGAACAAGUGGAAGGCCAGACUUGGGAUGACAUCAUCAAGGUCAUGACCUCAGCCACUGUGAGGUUUGAGCUGCUCUCAACGGUCCAUAUGAGCCCGGUCACCCUGGACGUGCAGAGGGAAGGCAGUGUGUCCACCAAAGGCCCCAGAGGCGGAGUCUUUGUCAUGUACAACUGUGCUCGGCUCCACACCCUCUUUGACAGUUACGAGCGAGGCAUGGAGAAGGGACUUUACCCAGAAAUCCCAGAGGGCUCCCAGUUGGACUUCUCAGCUCUAAAAGAAGAGGGGGAGUGGCUUCUUCUGUUCAAUUACCUUAUUCCAUUUUCUGAGCUUCUCGACCAAUCAGGACAGGUGUUGGAGUGUGAUGGAGGAGGGGCCAGAGUCAACCUGAAGACUGAACAGAUCUGCAAGUUCCUGGUGUCUCUCAGUAAGGAUUUUAGCUCCUAUUACAACAGAGUCCACGUCCUUGGGGAGCCGUUGCCUCACCUCUUCAAUCAGAUGUUCUGUCGGCUGCAGUUGUUGAGAGCACUGAGAGAGCUCUACCAUCGCGCCCUGGAUACUCUUCACCUUCCUCCCAUCCGGCAGCUAUAGCCACAAAUACCCCAACCGUAGCCCCGAAUAUAGC
Molecule: messenger RNA, 1998 nt
Organism: Salmo salar (Atlantic salmon)
Lineage: Eukaryota; Metazoa; Chordata; Actinopteri; Salmoniformes; Salmonidae
Gene: dalrd3
Product: DALR anticodon binding domain containing 3
Biological process (GO): arginyl-tRNA aminoacylation; tRNA C3-cytosine methylation
Molecular function (GO): arginine-tRNA ligase activity; tRNA binding; ATP binding
Source: RefSeq, a predicted model, not a curated record